Messenger RNA from Oncorhynchus nerka (sockeye salmon), 2073 nucleotides. RefSeq names its product FIP1 like 1a (S. cerevisiae) (gene fip1l1a). Lineage: Eukaryota; Metazoa; Chordata; Actinopteri; Salmoniformes; Salmonidae. The record is from RefSeq and is a predicted model, not a curated record. Gene Ontology annotation, cellular component: mRNA cleavage and polyadenylation specificity factor complex.
GUGUGUGGGUAAAGUAAACUGUCACUUUUUUUUUACCAUUAGGGUUUAUUUUACGCAUGCUACCGAAUACCGAUAAGGUGACACGCCGUCCUAUUCCGUUAUGAUUCUUUUUUAAAUCCCCGUUAUAUGUAACAGUUUGACAUUUGAAUAUCUGUUCUGUAAAAAUCUCAAGUUUGGCGAAAUAACUGGAUUUUCAAUUCGUUGCCAGUUGUUGUAUUUGAUAGAAUAUCUGUCAAGUUGUGAUUCACAGCAGAAGUGACUGGGUUUGGGUAGACAUGUCCGCAGAAAUGGACAAAACAACUGAUGCAAGCGGGGGCGAUGAAGAAGAAUGGUUAUAUGGAGAUGAGAGUGAGGAGAAGGCAGAGGAAGAGGCACCUAAUAGUGCAAAAACCCAGCAGACUGCUGAAGAGGUCCAUGAGAAUGGAGUAGUGAAGCAGGAUACAGGCCAGGAAGAUGAAGAAAGUGACAGUGACAGUGAGGAUGAUGAUGACGUGUGUGUAACCAUUGGUGAUAUAAAGACCGGAGGCUCGUCUCAGCCUUUCAAUGCUUUUGGAUCCACACCAGUUAAUCUCAACAUUAAGGCUGCAGGGAGAACACAUGCGUCAGUUGGCCCCAAAGCCAAAGGAGUGGACCUGGAUGCACUGGGCAGUGUUAACGGAAUCCCUGUGUUGGAGGUCGACAUUGAGUCUUUUGAAGAAAAGCCGUGGAGAAAGCCUGGUUCGGACCUCUCAGACUACUUUAACUAUGGCUUUAACGAGGACACCUGGAAGACCUACUGUGAGAAACAGAGGAGACUACGCAUGGGGUAUGAGGGCAUGAACCAUGCUUCAGCCACUAAAAUCAUGGUCCACCAGGGACGUUCAGCCCAUGGUGAUAGGGAUGGGGCCCUUUCCUGCUUUAGGUCUGACUAUUCCUCCCCCAGCAACCACUACAAUUCAGGCUCCUCCAGAAAGCAGAGCGGCACCAUUGAUGUUAUUGGGGGACAAACUGGUACCAUCAGCCGGGUAGAGGGACGAAGACGUCACAAUAUAGAAGGAAAUAACAUCCAGGUGCUUUCUGAGCCCCCCUCUGAUGCUGAGCCUACUCCCACUAAGAUGCCCCCCUUUUUUCCUCCCAAUCCCCCGCCUCCUUUCCCGCCUCCACCCCACAAUGUCAGCUCCGCCCCUCCACUCAUUCCUCCACCACGGAUCCCCAUCAAUGUUCCUCCACCUGGCUACCCUCCUGGCGCACCACCUCCUUCUCUGAUUCCCACCUUAGACAGUGGACGCCCUGGAGGCUAUGAUGGUCGCUCAGCUCCACCGUACCCCCCCUUCCCUCCAGGUGUGUACCCUCCUCCUCCUCCCCCGGGUAGCGCAGCAGCCUCCUGGGCCGGGGUAUUCGACAGUGCCAAGGCCUGGGAGUACUACGCGCAGCGGGACAACGAGCGAGAGCGCCACAAGGAAAGAGACCGAACCAGAGAACGUGGACACGAGAAAGAAAGAGAAAGGGAGAGAGAGCACAACCCUUCCUCCCAGGUCGUCAACAGUGAGGAGGAUCGGCACCGGCACAGGGACUAUGGGGAGAGAGGAUAUGACCGCCACCACCACGAGAGAUCCAGCAGAGAGAAAGAAGAGAGACACCGAGAGAAGAGACACAGAGACAAAGAGGAGGGGAGACACAAGUCCUCAAGCAGUAGCAGCAGGAGGAGACAUGAGAGUGAGGAGGGGGACAGUCAUCGAAGACACAAACACAAGAAGGUCAAGAGGAGCAGAGAGGACAAGGAGCCCAGCCAGGAACUCUCUGCUGACCAGGAGAACCAAUCAGAGCCCACAGAGUGAUUCUCUGUCCCUCUCACCAGUCAAUAGGGGGACCCGCUGUGACCCUCAGGCAUUCUGUUUAACAUAUCAGACACUGGACUGCUCCUCUAAUAUAUUUCAGUUCACUUUGAAGGUGAAAAACCCAAAGCAUUGUUUUAUGUAUACGUUGUAUACAACUUGUAUAUUUUGACUCAUCUGAGAGACGUGUUUUGUUUUAUUGAAUUUAAGAGAUAUGUUUGGAUAAAGGAGCUGACUGGACCUCAGUUGAUUGUUCAAA